This is a messenger RNA of Symbiodinium natans, 5607 nucleotides long. NCBI's taxonomy places the organism in Eukaryota, Dinophyceae, Suessiales, Symbiodiniaceae. The record is from the annotation of a GenBank genome assembly.
AUGACGGACACGGAAUUCCAGCUAGUCAGAGAGAUGAAGAAGAAUCCAGACGACGAUCGACAGAUGACGGAGUGCAUUGUCGCUGCACCGGGCGAGGAAGAAAGCGCCGAAAACAGAGGCGAAUCGGAUUUCGAUAUAGAGUUACCUGGGAUAGCUGACGAAGAACAGGCCAGACGGGGAAUGGGAGAACCACAGGAGGAAGAUGGCGGCGUAGGGGUGGGAGAGAUAGAGCAAGGAGAGGUAGAGAUUGAACCUGCAGAACAAGUGCGAGUUGAGGAUAGACUUGGAGAAGGGAUGGGAUCGAGUAAAACUGUGAGCAUCAGAAGGGCGAGGUAUUCACCGGAGUAUGCCAAGUCGACGGAACACUUGCUCACGCAUCUCCCAAAGAACAUGCAUUGCGUAGCUUGCCGGCAAGGAAAAGCAAUAAACGUACCGUUUAACAGGGGUGAGGGCAUCACUGACAAAGGUGCCGAGAAGUUCGGGGAGAGGGUCACUGCUGAUACGAUAGUGCUUCGCAGCAGCAAGGACAAGGGCAUUCGCGGGGAAAACAAUGCCAUCGUGUUGUUCGACUUCAAGACACAAUGGAUUCACUGCACGCCUGUGAAGUCUAGAGGUACGGAGGAGUUCGUACGAGCCAUCAAUGAGUUUCGAGGUCCGGAUAUGGUAGUGCAUCUGUAUGCAGACGGAGCUGGAGAGUUCUCAAAGGCAUGUGAUACCAUAGGAACAUGUAGGGCGACUUCUGCCCCAGGAUUACCUCGGACGAAUAGCAUAGCGGAGCUCAAGGUCAAAGAAGUCAUCUAUGGUGGCAGGGUACUGUUGCGACAAGCAGGACUAGAACCAAAAUGGUGGCCAUAUGCCGUGCAGACCUUCUGCUUCCGUAGAAACGUACAACAAGUGGACGGAGUGAGCCCAUACGGAAAAAGACAUGGCAAUGAACAAGAUAAGGUGAAAUUGAUUCCUUUCGGGGCCCUCGUCAACUAUCUCCCCAUAGCCGAGAAGCCUAGAAGAGCGGGCAAAGAGGACGCGGCCCUGCCCGAACGGGGGGAUCCUGAAAAUGACGCUCUCAAGAUUCUCGAAGCUGAUGAAGAUGUUUCGAGCAUGGCCUUGCCCUCUGAAACGAAGGAAACUAAGGAACAACGAUCGCAGAGGGAGGAAGAAUUGAGAGAGAUUGAUAGACAUGCGUUGAAAAUGGUCAUGACGCAGGACUUCAAUGUUCAACAAGCAAAGGACGUCAUCCUGAAGUUCACCUCGAUAGAAAAAGGAAUAGCGAAAAACUCGCGAAGCAUGGCUACCGGUAGAGGAUUCAUAGUCCUUGGAUUGUACGCAUAUGGAGGGAAGAUUGGUAUUACGAAUAGCGCCAAGGAAUAUCCGGGGAUAGCUAUGGUGUGCUGCGAGCUGAUAGCGAAAUGCUUUCCAGAAGCCACAUUUACUACGGUGAUUGUGUCUGUUGGAACCAGGAUGGGGCCACACAAGGACAAAUUCAAUGAGAGCCAGACAUACAACUUCGUAGUGCCGGUCAGCGAGCGGGCGGGUGAAGCCAUGAUCUGGACCGAAGAGGAACAGUGUGCGAGUGAGAGCGGUGACACUACAGGGGUGAAGAAAGAGGUUCUUCCGGGAAAAUGGGUGUGGGGAAGGACUCAGAGGGUUGAUGGUGGAUUAAAGUUCAAUCCCAGAGUUUGGCACGCUACCGAAGAUGCUUUGGCGCCGGAGGAUAGAGUGAUAGCGGUAGGGUAUACCCUGGCUGCGGGUAAGAAGGCAUCUAUAGACGGCAAAUGGAAGCUAACGAGGCUGGGUUUCAGAUUGGACGAGUACUUUGCGACGAUAGUGAAUAGUGUGUGUCAGGCCGCGUGUGCAGACGAUGGUGAGAUCGGGGAAGAAUAUGUAGAUCACGACGCCGAGAUAGAGCGAACGUAUGCCAUGGCAUCCAAGGCGAAGUUCGACACGCCGACAUCACCUGGAUUAUUCCUCGGGUACGCGCUUCAACCGGGGGGUGUUCCUAGCGGAGACUAUAUAGUGGUUGAGCUCGCACACCUGUUCCACGGGUGGACGGUACCGUCGAUACACCGCGUGAAGAGGAUAGUACUUGACGAGGGGAUGCCCAACUACUUCCCGAUGCAAGCUGUGGCUGAUAGAAAGUCGAGAAUCAUGACAGCGACUCGAGCCGAUGCUCUGGCUAGACUGGAGCUGGAAAGCGGAGAAGAGACGGAGGAAAUCUUCGCAGAAGAGAGAAGGGUCCGGGCCGAUGUAAUGAGACAAAUCAAGUGUGAUGAUCAGCAUCUUCGAGAUGGAGAUUUUUGGGAACACGAUGAGAUAGACCAUUCGUGGACGCUGCAUCACAUCCUACCUCGAAAAGAGUUGUGUACCCCAGGAGACGAAGUCAAAGGGACAGGCGGCCCCGGAGACAGAGAACUAGGCCCGAGGAGGCGAACGUGGAUAGUGUAUGCGAAUGGUACAUCUGAGGUGCUGGAUGAGGAUAGGAUGAAGGGUAAGAAGAAGAUCACCAAGAAGUGGACGGGGUGCACUACAUUCUGGGAAAAAGGAGAACCCGAAGGAGAAAUCGACGUUGAAGCCAAGGAGCGAGCGCGAGGAGAGAAAGCGACGGGUAUGCGGGGAGUGGGUCUUGAUUACGAGCAGGAUAUGCCCAGGAUAGAACGACCGUACGCGAGAUCUCACAAACCCAACUCAAUAUCGUCGGCAGAGUGGAAUAGGAUGAGCCCGGGACAACGACUACGGAUCAUCAGAGGGGAGAGGCCCCCUUCUGCUGCUCGAGGGCAAGAGGGGAUAGAACCACGUCCUGCAGAACUUGGGGAUCGAAAGUGGAUGGAGAAAAUCACUGACCACGGUCAGGACUUUUCACCGCAGGAAUAUCGAUGGGAUCCCCCAUCGGGAAUGCCAGAGGGUGGACGAGUGUGGGCAGUAAGAAACAAUCGAGCUACAUCAUACCGGUUCUAUACAGGAAGGGACAAAAGGCGACUGGAGCUCUGGUGGAGGAUUACUCGGAGCGCUAACACAGGAGAGGUCUUAGAAUCGAUUGAGUAUGACUCAUGCAUACAGGCAGAGAUGAUGCGGAAUAGAGGGAGAUACCGGUUUGUUGUCCCUCGGGAUAUCGUCACGGAGUUCUGGUACGUCCCCGACGGAGGAGAAGACCGACGGAACAGGGAUAGAGGUGAACAAGCAGAGCCUGCGGCGCCGGCAACCAGGAUGGGAGGCGCUAAGGAGAUCACGAAGACCAUCAAUCAGUUGUGCAGCUCAGCUGGAAUAGCGCGAGCGCCGUCAGACAACAUCAUCGGGGAAAUGAUGAGAGAGUUAGGCGAACAGCCGAAAGUGCAAAUUAUGGAGGUCGGAAUAGAGGGUAUCAACGAUGACGGUGGUACGAAUCCCUCUUGGAUAUCGGGAGAAGGAUGUGCGAUAGAAGAAGGCGUGACGGAUGUGGUCAUCGCUAUUGAUGCGUCUGACGAAGGCAUGAGAAUGGAGGCUGAUCGAAAGACAUCUGGUUGGAGACGUGAGGAAGGUCAAGGUAGCACAGUGUUCGGCAAUAUAGAGAAGGUUAUCUCCGACGCCAACAGCAGAGGAAUAGUGGCCACGGCCAUCUGGGUAGGAGGUAAAAGCCGACUGGCGGACGAGACCAUUGUUCGAAUGGCGCUUGCCUGGGACAUGUGGAUAGUAAGGAGUGACGGAUGUAUGCUGGGAAUGCAUGAAGGGGUGGACGCGUCGUGCUACAUAGGAAUGAUCACGCCAUGCAUGAUGAAUGCGAUCGCAGCUGACAUGUUAGUGUGGUACGAGAACGUGAUAGAUAUCUGCGGCGAGGAAGAGACUGACUCGGUGUCAAUGGCAUGUGAAGAACACGAGGGAGAGUACCUCGGAUAUGGCAGCGGUAUAGUAAUGGGGGAAGUCUUCGGACCUCGGGCGAAGAACAUCCAGGACUUGCGUGUGAUCAUGGUUGACGGCGACGACAUAGGCAAGGUUAUGAUGAUGAAGCCAGAUAGCCACCGCACCAGACAUAGCACCGAAGGGGCUGCAGUAGCUUAUCCUGGAGAAGAGCUGGAGGAGGAACGGGAAUCCGUGGAUGAGGCGUUCUUCAGGGUCGGGCACGCGGAAACCAUCAACAUCGAGACUAUGGAAAAGGGCGAGUGCAACAUAGUCAUGUGGGAGGCAGGGAGAAGUGAGACACCGCCGGGCACAUCGGGAGAGCAAGAAAGCAAUCUGGGCGAGAGAGGAUACCAAAACGAAGAAGAGGAAUAUGGAGAUGGAAUAGUCGCGGUUCCUGCCAUAGAGAUAGACGGAGAUCAAGAGGAUAGUUGGGAAGAAGUUGCGGACGCCGAGAAUAGCGAUAGCUUCGACGAAGCGCUGGGGGAGUGUGAGCCCUUGAUGGCGACCAUCGUCGAGGACGAAGAGGAGGACAUCGAGGAAGUAUUCGGACUGGUCGCGAGGCCCGUCACGAAGGCUGAAAGGGCUAUUAACCCUAAGGCCCGCGCGGCGCUUGAUAAGGAAUGGAAGAAGCUGAUGGACCAGGUGGUAUGGAUAAUGGAUGAGGUUCGAUCGUGGAAGGAUGUUCAGCGGGAGGCGAUGGAUAGAGGGGAGGUAGCACACGUGGGUCGUAUCUUCGACAUCUGUGUGGAAAAGAACUGGGAACUUGCUGAAGACGAUCCUCUUAGAAAAUAUAAGGGGAGAGUUGUGUUCGAGGGAUGUCAUGUUAAGGACCAGGAAGGAAAAUGGGCCAUUUUCCAGGAGAUCACAUCGUGCCCCGCCACGCUCGAGGCAGGAAAGAUGGCAGACGCCUAUGGGAUGUUGCCAGGACAUGACAUUGAGAUGUCGGACGGCGAGUCGGCGUAUACCCAGGCACUGUUGGGAGGGCCAAAGACAUGGAUACGGAUCCCGAGGGAUAGAUGGCCAGACGAAUGGGAGGGGAUAGAUGACCCAGUGGUACCACUGAGGCUGGCGCUAUACGGGCAUCCGGAUGCCGGGGGGUUCUGGGAGAAGCAUUUUGAGAAAGCUGUGACUGAAGUUGGCUUCGAAUUCCUCCCGGAUUGGCCAAGCGUGUUCUUCCAUCGAGAGCUGAAGCUAAUGCUGGUGAUCUAUGUGGAUGACUUCAAGCUUGCGGGUCCCAAGGAGAAACUAGCGAUAGGAUGGGAGAAGUUGGCGAAGAGGAUUAAGCUUGAAGAGCCGCGAAGCAUGGGCAGGUACUUGGGGUGCUUGCACACAGCCAGCUCGGUGCCUUUUCGGUCGCCGUUUGAGCCGAGACAUGAAUGGACGAAGAUAAUCGAGCCGAAGAAGGAACCGCCCAAUUUCGUGGGGAAGGCUGAAGUGAAGGAUGAUAGUCCCGAUGAGAUCAGGAUUCUUCGGUACGAUGUAACCGAUUUCAUGAAGCAGUGCGUGGAUAGAUACCAAGAGUUGUGCUCGACGGCAUAUCCGAAGCCAUUGGAUAGAGCUAAGACCCCAUAUCUCGACGAGAGCCGUCCAGAGUUCGAUGAGAACCCAGUGAAUGACAAGGUGAAUGAAAUUAUGGGGAUAGCCAAGUAUGAGCUGCCGGACGAUGGGCCGGGAGUACUGAAAGAACACGCUCCAGCGGUCCUCAUGAAGAUCUUGUACGGGGCGGAGAGGGAGUAG